CUGAUAAACAUAUAUAUUGAAUCUUUUAAUAUAAUAGUCUUCAAAUAUGGCCAGGCCAUCAAUAAACUCUCCGUCUAUGGCAGAGCUUGCUAAUAUGGUGAAAAACAGACGAAAAUCAACUCCCCCUGAAGCAGGAGUAGAAACAUCAUAUAGUAACGAUUCGCCUCCACAACUGCCAAUUUUCCAUCAUUCACAACCAGUAGGGAAUUCUGAUUCAAAUCAAAAGGCACAAAAUCUGCAGAAUAUAGACUCUAUUAGAAGAAAAUAUUCUGCUCAAAAUCAAACCCUUGCCAAAAAUAAUUCAGUAAUGUUGAGUAAAAUCACCACCAUGGAAUCAAAGAUUAGUGAAUUGAUAAAUGAAAACAUGGCUAUUAGAAGACAAAAAUCAAUGAAAGAAUUGGAAGUUAAAGAGAAACUAGAUCAGAAACUUCGUUCAAUAGAAGAUGGGUUAUAUGACAAAUUUGAUGAAAUGUUUCAAAUGUUUCGGACUUUUAGAGAACGAGAAGAUUUACCGAUUAAUACUAGAUUAGAAGUAUUCAAUGAUUCUAAGUUAGAAAGAUUACGAAGCGAGGCACCCAUGGACCUGCUAUUAUGCCUCAAGUCACCUGUAUUAAGUCCAAUAUCAAAAACAGAAAGAAGAAGAACGAUACAGAAAAGAGAUUCUGCCAAAAUUGCCAAAAAUGCAGUUGAAGUUAUUUCUGAUAUACCCAAGUUAUCAAAGAAAACAUUUAAUGUUUAUGAGGAGAAUUUAGAUGAAGAGAAAGAAAACGAAGAAGAUUUAUUUGAAAAUAAUGAAAUCAAAAAUAUAGAUAAGGAAGACAAAUAUGAGGAGGACGAGAAAGAAUCGGAUUUAAUAAAGGAUAAAUCAAUUGAACCAUCUGAUGAAGAAAUUCAACGUCGAAGACCACGUAGAAAUACUAAAGAAGUGGUAUAUACAGUCAAUUUGCGUAAAAAGAUGAGAAGAGAAAGUGAAGCACUUCUUACAGCUGUUGGAGAUGAAAUUGCCUUCUAUCCAAGAAAGAAUUCCAGACGAGAAUCCUCUAUUUCUCAAGAAAAUAUCCUUGAAACCAAACCUAAUGUGGGGAAGAUAAAGUCCAACGAAAGUACACAACAAGCUAGUCGUAAACCGUUGGGAAACGUUACUAAAUCGCUUAAUACUAAUAAAAUUCAAAAGAGUAUCGAAUCAUCCGAUUCACAGGAAGAUCCAGCAAUUUUUGAAUUCGAUAAUGAGGAACAUCCUCCAAGAACAUACAAAAGACGCAAGUCUUCGAUUCAAAGACGUGAUCCAAGAAGACAUAGUGUCCUUUGAGAAUAUUUCAUUACUAAUAAAACUAUUCUUCUUAAUUUCAUAAAUAUAUAUAUAUAUCUAUACAUAUUUUGUUUUAUAGUUUA
Molecule: messenger RNA, 1392 nt
Organism: [Candida] anglica
Lineage: Eukaryota; Fungi; Ascomycota; Pichiomycetes; Serinales; Debaryomycetaceae
Source: the annotation of a GenBank genome assembly